Messenger RNA from Adineta steineri, 576 nucleotides. The record is from the annotation of a GenBank genome assembly. Lineage: Eukaryota; Metazoa; Rotifera; Eurotatoria; Adinetida; Adinetidae.
AUGCGCUCUAUUACAUACACAUUACUGGUCUUACUGGUAGUUACGAUUAUUAAUGGCUUUCCAUCUGCUGAUGACAAUAUGGAGUCAUAUAAAGAUGUAAUGCUUAAUCGUGAUGUAGGAAGUUGUUUGGCAUGGUAUGCACUUCAAGGUAAUCCACAAAAACUUCUGGAUGAAACAUUACCACCACCAUGCAAUUGUCCAGCAUCAUUUCCACCAACACUGAUUGAUGGUUGGACAACAGAUCCAGAAUGUGAUGCAGCAAAACAACCCAACACUUGUGAUUUACAUAAAGGUGCUUAUGGCUGUUAUCGAUAUGCCUUCAAAUCGACAGGACCCGGUGCUCAAGCAUGCUACGAUAAAAAUGGUAAAUUUAUUAGUGAUCCUUGGAAAGGUGCUGGUACAGUCGAUGCAGAAACUCCACUGGGUGAUAUUAUUCAACAGGGCGAGCAUUUCCUUUGCGAUGUGGUUCCUUAUUACAGUUGUUGCAAACUCACUCUUUUCGGACAACGAUUCACAUGCGGUCUUUACUACGAAAAACGUCCACCAGGACAAUGCGUAGAUAAACCUGCUAUUUGA